This is a messenger RNA of Rattus rattus (black rat), 3404 nucleotides long. It is a transcript of the gene Tbck, whose product is annotated as TBC1 domain containing kinase. Gene Ontology annotation, molecular function: ATP binding; protein kinase activity. The transcript is spliced from 26 exons. Gene Ontology annotation, biological process: protein phosphorylation. The record is from RefSeq and is a predicted model, not a curated record. Bases 279 to 2963 code for a protein of 894 amino acids. Lineage: Eukaryota; Metazoa; Chordata; Mammalia; Rodentia; Muridae.
GCGGUAGAGGGGGAGGGGGUAUGCUGGGUGCUGUCACUGGAGCCAGGCGCGCGCUCACACACAAGUUCUGAGCUGUGAACCUGUUCGGCCCGCGCGGACGGAGGCGUGUCGCUCCGGCUGUCAUCUUCCAUGGGCGGCCUCUUGUAGACGCGCCUGAAAUGCAGAACACGGCCCACUAAACACUGCCAGGCACAACCACUGCGUUUAGGAGUUCAUCCCCCUAAUCUCUGCGCCCCCAGAUUCAGGCAGAUCAUCAUAGAGGACCCAAGACUCCAAAAAUGUUUCCUCUGAAGGAUGCUGAAAUGGGCGCCUUUACUUUCUUUGCCUCGGCUCUUCCACAUGAUGUUUGUGGAAGCAACGGCCUUCCUCUCACACCAAACUCCAUCAAAAUCUUAGGUCGCUUUCAAAUCCUUAAGACCAUCACCCAUCCCAGACUGUGUCAAUAUGUGGAUAUUUCUAGAGGAAAGCAUGAGAGACUGGUGGUGGUGGCAGAGCACUGUGAGCGGAGUUUGGAAGACCUUCUACGGGAAAGGAGACCUGCAAGUCACUCAGCAGUUCUGUGCAUAGCAUAUGAGGUACUUGAGGGCUUGCAGUACUUGAACAAGCAUGGCAUAGUACACCGGGCCUUGUCUCCUCAUAAUAUCCUGUUGGAUCGGAAGGGUCACAUUAAACUGGCUAAAUUUGGACUUUAUCACAUGACAGCCCAUGGCGAUGAUGUCGAUUUCCCAAUAGGGUACCCCUCCUAUCUGGCUCCUGAGGUGAUUGCACAAGGCGUGUUCAAAAGCACUGAUCGUGUGCCCAGUGAAAAGCCAUUGCCCUCCGGCCCCAAAUCAGAUGUAUGGUCUCUUGGGAUAAUUUUAUUUGAGCUUUGUGUGGGGAGAAAAUUGUUUCAGAGCUUGGAUAUUUCUGAAAGACUAAAAUUUUUGCUUACUUUGGGCUGUGUGGAUGAUACUCUAAUCGUUCUGGCUGAGGAGCACGGGUGUCUGGACAUUAUCAAGGAGCUUCCUGAAAAUGUGCUAAGUAUUUUGAAGAAGUGCCUCACCUUCCAUCCGUCUAAGAGGCCAACCGCAGAUGAGCUAAUGAAGGACCAGGUGUUCAGUGAGGUGUCACCGUUGUACACCCCCUUUAUCAAGCCUGCCAGCCUGUUUUCAUCUUCUCUGAGAUGCGCUGAUUUAACUCUGCCCGAGGAUAUCAGUGCCGUGUGCAAAGAUAUAGAUGAUGAUUACCUGGCGGAGAGAUCUAUUGAGGAAGUUUACUACCUUUGGUGUUUGGCUGGGGGAGACCUGGAGAAGGAGCUGAUAAACAAGGAAAUUAUUCGAUCCAAACCACCUAUCUGCACACUUCCGAAUUUUCUCUUUGAAGAUGGAGAAAGUUUCGGACAAGGUCGAGAUAGAAGCUCACUCUUAGAUGACACCACUGUCACGUUGUCUUUGUGCCAGCUAAGAAACAGAUUAAAAGAUGUUGGCGGGGAAGCAUUUUACCCAUUGCUUGAAGACGACCAGUCAAGUUUACCGCACUCGAACAGCAAUAACGAGUUGUCUGCAGCUGCUUCCCUGCCUUUAAUCAUCAGAGAGAGGGACACAGAGUACCAACUAAACAGGAUUAUUCUCUUUGACAGGCUGUUGAAGGCUUACCCAUACAAAAAAAAUCAAAUCUGGAAAGAAGCAAGAGUUGACAUCCCUCCACUUAUGCGGGGUUUAACCUGGGCUGCUCUUCUGGGAGUUGAGGGAGCUAUUCACGCCAAGUACGAUGCCAUUGAUAAAGACACUCCGAUUCCCACAGACAGACAAAUUGAAGUGGAUAUCCCUCGCUGUCAUCAGUAUGACGAACUCUUGUCAUCACCAGAAGGCCAUGCAAAGUUCCGGCGUGUGCUGAAAGCUUGGGUGGUUUCUCAUCCUGAUCUUGUGUACUGGCAAGGUCUUGACUCACUCUGUGCUCCAUUCCUGUAUCUAAAUUUCAACAAUGAAGCUUUGGCGUAUGCAUGCAUGUCUGCUUUUAUUCCCAAAUAUCUGUAUAACUUCUUCUUGAAAGACAACUCACAUGUAAUACAAGAGUACCUGACUGUGUUCUCCCAGAUGAUCGCCUUCCAUGAUCCAGAGCUGAGUAAUCACCUCAACGAGAUUGGCUUCAUCCCUGAUCUCUACGCCAUCCCGUGGUUUCUCACCAUGUUCACUCAUGUAUUUCCACUGCACAAAAUUUUCCACCUCUGGGAUACGUUAUUGCUUGGAAAUUCCUCUUUCCCAUUCUGCAUUGGGGUGGCUAUCCUCCAGCAGCUGCGGGAUCGUCUUUUGGCUAAUGGCUUCAAUGAAUGCAUCCUUCUCUUCUCCGACUUACCAGAAAUUGACAUUGAACGCUGCGUGCGAGAGUCGGUCAAUCUGUUUUGCUGGACUCCUAAAAGUGCUACAUACAGACAGCAUGCUCAGCCUCCAAGGCCGCCCUCUGAGAGCAGUGCUGUCCGAAGCUCAUCAGCGCCUUACUUCUCUGCCGAGUGUACUGAUCCUCCAAAGACAGACCUGUCAAGAGAAUCCAUCCCUUUAAGUGACCUGAAAUCGGAAGUGUCACCGCGGAUUUCAGCAGAGGACCUGAUUGAUCUGUGUGAACUCACAGUCACAGGCCACUUCAAAACCCCCACCAAGAAAACCAAGUCCAGUAAACCCAAGCUCCUGGUGGUCGACAUCCGAAACAGUGAGGACUUUCUUCGAGGUCACAUUGCAGGCAGCAUCAACAUCCCUUUCAGCGCAGCGUUCACGGCGGAAGGAGAGCUCAGCCAGGGCCCUUACACCACCAUGCUGCACAGCUUCAAGGGGAAGGUCAUUGUGAUUGUGGGGCACGUGGCUAAGCAAACAUCCGAGUUUGCAGCUCACCUUGUGAAGAUGAAAUAUCCAAGAGUCUGCAUUCUAGAUGGCGGCAUUAACAAGAUCAAGCCAACGGGCCUCCUCACGGUCCCCUCUCCUCAGAUAUGAAGGACUGAGUGCCUGGCUGACAAGACAGAGUGCCAUCACCCCUCACAGCCCAUCUAACUGGGACACGAGUGGACACCCAGACCACUGCAUUGUGACAUUUUCUCAUUUACUUUUGUAAAUCGUGACUCAAAUGGUCACCUAUCUAGGCAAGAAAUGUGAUUAUACAUGUAUUGCUGAAAGAAUUUUAAUAGUGAAAUCUGAUCAUGAAGUAUUUCCACACUGCCACAUAAAGCCAGAGGAAUUCAGCUGACAGGGCAGAUUGAGCACUAUCAAGAGUCCAAGAUGAACUGAGAAAGCUGCCGUCCACUGCCCUGAGCAGACCGUCCUAACAAAGGUGUGCAGAGAAUUUGAUGUAUUCACCACCUCUUGACAGCAAAAAUUAGAAAGCUACUCACAGUAGAUGUAUUUGGUAACUCACAAACAAGGGGUGUGUGUGUGUGU